ACAUUAUUUUUUGGUCUACGUAACCUUCACCAUAGUCUCUUAUCUCAACCUUUUAUAUAGCUGUGUCCACUGCAUCUGUGAAAAAACUCUUAGACCCCCUUCAUAAUAAUCUUCUUUUCUUUCAUUUCUCUUGAUUUUCACCAUUGUUUCAUUUCUUAAUUUGGUUUCUUGAUUUAUAUAUGGACAAAGGAUGGGGAGUUGCACUUGAAAAUUCUGAUCAUCAAGUGGGGAUCUUCAAGAACAAGCCAGUUUUUGGUUUUAAUAACUUAAGUCCUAGGUCGAAUAAUCAUACGAAUUACAUGAUGAUGAACCGUAGGGAGGAGCAAGCUGUUGAUGAGAAGAGGGAAGUUGAUUUCUUCUCUGAUAAGAGGAAUCUGCAGCCUAUGGAUCAUCUUUUUAUAAAGAAGGAAGACUCUCAUAGUGAAAAUACUACUAGUACCAGGUCCGAAUUGGUUGUAAAUACUGGUUUGCAACUUGUGACUGCAAACACUGGAAGUGAUCAAUCAACGGUGGAUGAUGGGAUUUCAUCAGAGAUAAUAGAAGAUAAAAGAGCCCAGAAUGAGUUGGCACAAUUACAAGUUGAACUGGGAAGGAUGAAUGUUGAAAAUCAACGUUUGAGAGGGAUGCUUACCCAGGUUAGCAACAAUUAUGCUGCACUUCAGAUGCAUCUUGCCGCACUCAUGCAACAACAAAAUUCAAGAACUGAAAAUACACAUGACCACAAGAUUGUGGAAGCAAAGUCUGAAGAGAAGAUGCAAGAAAAAAUAGUUCCAAGACAAUUCUUGGAAUUAGGACCAAGUGGUGACGAGCUAUCUCAUAAUUCCCAUGCUUCAUCAGAAGAAAGAACAGUUUCUGAAUCACCUCGGAAAAAUGUACAAGUGACACGGCAUAAGGGUACUAUUGGCAGAGAAGAAAGCCCAGAAUCUGAAAGUUGGGUACCUAGCAAGGUCCCUAAAUUGAAUUCCUCAAUGCCAGUUGAUCAAGCAACAGAUGCAACCAUGAGGAAAGCUCGUGUCUCCGUUCGUGCCCGAUCAGAAGCUCCCAUGAUUACAGAUGGAUGCCAGUGGAGAAAAUAUGGACAAAAGAUGGCAAAAGGCAAUCCAUGUCCCCGAGCUUAUUAUCGGUGCACCAUGGCUGUUGGUUGUCCAGUGCGCAAACAGGUUCAAAGGUGUGUUGAGGAUAGGACAAUUUUGAAUACAACUUAUGAAGGUACACACAACCACCCCCUACCACCACCAGCAAUGGCUAUGGCAUCCACAACGUCAGCUGCUGCAAAUAUGUUACUUUCAGGUUCCAUGCCAAGUGCAGACGGGUUAAUGAAUCCGAAUAAUUUCCUAGCAAGGACUAUGCUUCCAUGUUCGUCAAGCAUGGCGACUAUUUCAGCAUCAGCUCCGUUUCCUACUAUAACAUUGGACCUAACUCAAACCCAAAACUCGUUGCCUUAUCAUCAAAGGACAACUCCAAAUGCUCAAUUUCAAGUCCCUUUCCAAUCAAGCCCUCAACAUCCAAACUUUAUUACUUCAAUGCCACCCCCACCAAUGCCUCAGGGUUUACAUAACCAACCAAAAUUUUCAGGACUACAAGUUUCUCAAGAUGCUAAUCUUCAACCUCAACAAUUACAACAUGUUCAAAACCACCCAUCAUUUACCGACACGCUUACGGCCGCCACUGCUGCCAUCACGGCCGAUCCCAAUUUCACUGCCGCUCUGGCCGCCGCCAUCUCGUCCAUGAUUACUGGUUCUCAAAAAGAACAGUAGUGAAGAUAUCAUCUUUGUAAAACUGUUAAUUACUGCUGCAAUAGUUUUCUUCAUUCUUUUUUGAUCUCCGAGGCUAUUUGGUGCUGAGACUUGAGAUUGAAUAUACAUGUUCAUAUCUUUUUUUGUUAAAAGGGUUUGAGGAGAUGAAGAGAAUAUUUUCAUUCUUUCAUUGCGUUACCUUCAAAA
Lycium barbarum (goji berry) is the source of this 1943-nucleotide messenger RNA. Its product is annotated as WRKY transcription factor 6-like. Bases 180 to 1757 code for a protein of 525 amino acids. The record is from RefSeq and is a predicted model, not a curated record. Gene Ontology annotation, molecular function: DNA-binding transcription factor activity; sequence-specific DNA binding. Gene Ontology annotation, biological process: regulation of DNA-templated transcription. Lineage: Eukaryota; Viridiplantae; Streptophyta; Magnoliopsida; Solanales; Solanaceae. The transcript has 6 exons.